AUGGCUCGCAGUAGGGUCAAGCUAGACCUUGGCCCUCACGGCAAGGUUCUGGCCUCGGUGCAGGGAUAUGACGAUGCCAAAGCGGUGGCUGCAAGUCGCCUCAACGUUGAUCAAAGCAGCGUGCAGCUCUUUGUGAGCGACGGCCAAGACCUCUGGGAGUUGCACCCGUCUGCGUUUCAGGACGUUCUUGCCGAUGAUGGUAUUAUUGUUGCCAAGGCGGUUUUGCGACCGCCGAUCAAUCUCUCAGCAUCAGCAGCAGAAGUAGCAGAAGUAGCCGCAGCAGAGGCAGCGCUGACCCCCUUGUCGCCCUCACCAGUCAUCCCAAAACCAGACGUAUCCCACACCCACUCUACCGUCUCGCUAGUAUCUUCGCCCGUUCGUCCCAAUACAGCUGCACCAGCUGCACCAGCUGCAGCAACUGCAGCGACACAAUCAACAGCAGAAGCUCGCCCGAAUAUGACUAGCGCUCUUUCGAUGCCAUAUUCUCGUCCAGCUCGCCGACGAUCAGACAGCACGGCGACCACCGACACUACCAGCAGCAACUCGAGCUCGUCUUCCUCCUCCACUUCUUCGGCAGGCAGUUCCUCCUCCUCUUCCUCCUCUUCCUCCUCCUCCUCCUCCUCCUCAUCUUCAGACAGGCGAUCCGAAUCAGUUCAGGAUGUCACGGCAUCUUCGGCAAUUGUGCGUACCUUCACAGGCCCUAAUGGGCUUCCGGUCUCGUCCAAGGAACGCUGGGAUCCCAAAACGCAUCGACUCAUGUUUGAGAAACUCAGCGAGAUCAUCAGCUCAGAAACCAUCUACUACACUCGCAAGUACACUGAGGAGCGAUUCCGAAUCUUCCAGCUGCUCAUCGACCAAUAUGGCGAUUCGGGUACUAAGGGCAACUUUUUGCGUGGCAGGACGGCCGCCGCGUUGAUCUCACGCGUUUCGGGUGUUCUGCGCACUGCGAGGGAACGAGGCGAGAAGAUCAAACAGCCCUUCAAAUUUUUCUUUCCCAACAAGAAAGGCGACGAGGCGGCUUCUGGAUCGGCCAAACCGUCUACGACAACAGUCGCUGCUGUUCCACGAAAUCGACCAGACAAGCCGGAAUUGCUGGCGAGGAGGACAGCCGCCGACCAUGGCGCAGCUGCCGCACCACCACCAAUAACACCGACCUCGUCCGCUUCGACAUCACUUGUCGUAUCUCAUGGACAGCAGCUGGAUGGACUCGCUGGUCAUACUCCUGGAGUAGAAUGGGCACAUGGGCAAGGAAAACGCAAGGGCAAGGGCAAGGGCAGGCAGCCCACGCAGACGACUACGAACGGCCAAGUGCAUCCACCUCGAAUCCAGCAAAGUUCCACCAAUGCUGCUCUCCGCCCUGGCACAACAUUAAAUUCGCCGAAAGGCGCAAAAAGGCCUGCUAACGGUAACGGUACCAGCGCGCCUCCGGCGCAGAAGAAAAAGACGCACGAAAGGCAACCUGAUCCACAUCAUUCUCGACGUACCGGGUCGCAUCCAGCAGCAUCGUCGAUCCGCAGAGGCCGACGCACAUCACCUCGGUGUGAAGUUGAUAACGAUUCGCGGUAUUCACAGCGCACAGAUAGACCACCACGACCAGAAUGGGAUACCUGGAUUCGUAGCCGAGACGGGCCGCUGCGCAGCGAGACGGCUGCGAACGGUCGGGAUGAUGGUGGUAGCAAACGAGCUGAUCUACCUCCGACAGUACCCUUGACGAGACAGCCAGGCUGGAUCGACGGCACGGACGAUGGCGAUCAUGCGCUCUUCAGGGCAGAGACUCGAUCGCCGCUGCACCAACCGCAUCGAAGCACUUCAACGGGCGUCGACUCGACACCUGCGCAAGCGCUGAGCAGUCCAACGCCGCGAAGAAAUGCGGUGGAACGGGCGUUAGAACAACUCGUACAAACCGGAUAUGAUCCAUCUAGCCCACCCGAGAGUUUAAGAAUGGGCCAUCGACGUUCGGCUAGUCCGCAUCGGGAGUGGCAUCGAAACUCGAAAAACGAAUCGAUCGAUACAAAAACACCCGAUCCGCGCCCAACGCCACGAUCCAGCCAGCGUCAGUCGGAAGAAGGCCGCAACAAUGUGAGGAGCUGGCCGAUAGGCUAUGUAGCGCCACCUAGUACUCCCCCACGUGCCGAAUGA
This is a messenger RNA of Mycosarcoma maydis (corn smut), 2139 nucleotides long. RefSeq lists its product as uncharacterized. The transcript has a single exon. Bases 1 to 2139 code for a protein of 712 amino acids. The record is from RefSeq and is a predicted model, not a curated record. Lineage: Eukaryota; Fungi; Basidiomycota; Ustilaginomycetes; Ustilaginales.